Priapulus caudatus is the source of this 3877-nucleotide messenger RNA. Its product is annotated as MAGUK p55 subfamily member 7-like. Gene Ontology annotation, molecular function: protein binding. Bases 398 to 1807 code for a protein of 469 amino acids. Lineage: Eukaryota; Metazoa; Priapulida; Priapulimorpha; Priapulimorphida; Priapulidae. The record is from RefSeq and is a predicted model, not a curated record. The transcript has 12 exons. Gene Ontology annotation, cellular component: plasma membrane; cell-cell junction.
UCUCGCGCGCGCGUCUGUGUACGCGACUUGAUAUUUGUGUAGUACAAACACCUAGACGUGUAAGCAAGAGGAAGAGAGUCAGGGGAGAGCGCUCAGACAGUGAGCGUCCGCUGGCCGCAUGUGCUGCAUGUAUGACGAACAACCCACCGGCGCUGUUCAGUCGAUCUGUGAACGUUAUCGAAGGAAAAGCGGCGUUAUACUGCCGGCAGAGACCCGAGUGGGCCGAUCGUGUGUUUUCGUGAGGCGGCAGUGGCGGAGAGGAGGACGAGUGACACGUGUUUUUUUGCUCGGGGCAACGUUGACAGUGGUUUGUCGCCGCCGUGUGUGACAGCAAAUCGCGUCGGCGAAUUGUCUCAGCCGGUCCUUUUUUGCUUUUUCGGAUAUUUCUUUCCCAGACAUGAACGGUGAGAAUUUCGGCGACAGUGACUCUGGCCCCUGCGGCUGCUGCGGGAGUCGGCGCAGACGGAAACGUCCGAGCAUGCCUGCUGCCAGCGCCACCAUGCAGACGGACCAGAAUAUCGCAAAUCUGCUAUCCUCGUUCGACAAGAUCCGUGCCAAGCUGCGUCCGGAGGAAGAGGACCAUAGCUUUCUGCAGACGUUGCUCGCGAGUAAAGAAUUGCAAGCGCUAGUGCAGGUUCACAAUAAAGUGGCAGAGGUAUCCGCAACCGAAGGAACUGAUAAGGAAAAGGUUGUUGUCUCAGCAACAGCAACCAGCAUUGCCGAAGAGGUUUGCAAUGAGUUGAAAAAUAGAGGGGUACAUGAUGAUGCCAAAGACCUCUACCACAUUCUCUCCAACCCUCACAUGAAGGCGCUGCUCUCGGCCCACGACGACGUCGCGGGGAAGAACUACUCGCCCGUGCUGCCGGACGAUCACGAGGAGGUGGACGAGGACGAGGUCUCCGUGAAGAUCGUCAAGCUGAUCAAGACCAGCGAACCCCUGGGCGCGACGAUCAAAAAGGACGAGCGCACGGGGCAGAUCGUGAUUGCGCGCAUCAUGCACGGAGGCUGCGCCGACCGCAGCGGCCUCAUCGGCGUCGGCGACCAGGUGCUGGAGGUGAACAGCUUCGCCGUGCACGGCAAGAAGCCCGACGACGUCGUCCGCAUGCUGGGUUACACGGCUUGCAUUGACAAAUUUGAGAAAUGGAGGAUCACAGCUUUUUCUGUUGCUGAAGCAGCGCAGAUAUUCCCUCGACUCCUAACAUUGGUCGAUGGGCCACCUGGUGUGGGCAGGAAUGAGUUAAAGCACCGUCUGAUAGCCAGCAAUCCAGAUCAUUUUAAAACACCUAUUCCACACACGUCGCGGCCGAAGAAGCCGACGGAGGUCGAGGGCAAGGAGUACGUGUACGUGUCACGCGUCGACAUGGAGGCCGACAUACAGCUGGGCAAGUUCAUGGAGCACGGCGAGUAUCGCGGCAACCUGUACGGCACCAACAUCGACUCCGUGAAGGGCCUCGUCAACGCGGGACACGUCUGCGUCAUGAAUCCACAUCCAGAGGCGCUGAAGCGGUUACGCAGUCCGGACGUGAGGCCCUACAUCGUAUUCAUUAAGCCACCGCCGCUCGACAGGCUGAGGGAGACUAGGAUGGAUGGAACGCCAGAGCAGCAACUUAACCACGAACGCACAUUCACGGAGGCUGAACUCGAGGAGAUGGUCCGUGUGGCGGAGAAACUAGAAAGUGCCUACUACCACUUUUUCGACCAUGUUCUCGUUAACGACGAUCUUGACGAGGCAACUAACGAACUGCUGCAGCUUGCUUUGCGCAUCGAGAAUGAAGCUCAGUGGGUUCCGGCGAGUUGGGAGCGGUAGUUUGGUGCUGCCCUAUGAUCCCCCUCUCACCCUCAGUCCACUCAGUCAAAUACGUUUAUCCAGUGUAUAUGCUUGGUCCUUCAUGACAUGUACAUACUAUACUAGGAGGACAAAGUCCACUUUAUACCCGAUAGCAGUGUUUAUUUUCUCAUUGCAAAAGAUAUUUCAUCAUUCACUAAUCAAAUUCUCGUUUUAAUAUCCUUACUAUAUACGUAUAUUAUAUACACAAACAAUAAUUUUGUCAGUUGCUGAUAUCUAAUGGCUACAUUUUCUGUGACGUUGCUAGAAUGGUACAUCUAUUUAUGGUCAGUUCUGUUGUAGGUUUACACAUAAUUUUAUUUUAAAUAACCAAUCCACAAAGUGAUUCUAGCAAGUGUUUACAAUUGAGAAAGUAGGCCCUACUUGUAUUUUCUAGGUGGCAUCUAAUUUGUUAGUGUAAAUAACGUUCACCAAAAUGGUCUGAAAGUAUUUUGAUAGUAGGACGUAGUAAAAUAUAAAAGCAUAUUUAUAGUUAUGGAUGUGACAUGUGGCAGUAGAAACUAGUCAUACCUACUAUUUUAACACUUUCAUCUAAAGAUGCGUUUGAAGCAAAUGUUUUUUGACAUUCGGUGCUGAUUUCGUAAAUUUUUAUUUGAAUCUCAUUGUUAAAAGGUUAAAUCUGUGCAUCCGGUGCAGGUCUUCGAUUCGGUAAUUAAUUCUAAAUAACAAGUGAGUGAUUUGUACAGCAAGUCAGUAUUUUGAUAGUGCACAGUAUGAGCACGUGUCAUAUCAGAUGUCUCUUUUAGCCUCGUUUUAAAACCACCAGAAACAGUGAUGUUUUGCACCGGCAGCUUUUGCAGAUGCUUUCAUGAUAGAAAUCAAGAGAGGCAGGUCUUGUUGGGACGGCAACGAUUGAGCUGUAUACCGAGCCUACAGAAACUCCUUGUUUGUUUGUUUGUUUGUUUGUUUGUUUGUUGUUGCUCGUUUUGAAAUAAUUUCGAAUUUGAAUCGAAAUUGUUUAGGUACCAUGUUUAGAGAUUUUCUGCUGGCUCUCUCUUGCAUUUGUUUAUUACUGGUCAGAGAUUCAUAUCGGUUGCACGUACGUAUUCAAACUAAACGCGCGUUAUAAAUUCUAUGACGAAGAACAGGGUUUAUUAUUUCAAUCGCCAACUGUAUGUGGUGUUCAUAUGUUCGACAUAAUAUUUCAAUUGUCACGGCAUGUAUUGAUGCGCCUUACUGAGUAUGCAAAAAUGCGCAAAUUAAUAUGAAGUGAUAACUAUCAAUAAAUCUAGUCUGACUGAUUAGCCAUGUUGAGUCAAAUAUGUAGAAUAGAGCCCCACGGCCUGUAUAUGUUAUUCCCAUUAUUCGUCGUGGAAGGAAAUAUGGGAAUAUGACUACCUUUUGUAAAACGAUCAUAAUUUAUCUUUUUGUUACUUCUAUACUGCUCUACUUUUAUAUAUUUGUAGCCUAAAUCAUUUCAAGAAGCAUAAUUAGGCAGUGGUCUGAUAUUAUAUAAUAAUAUCUUGUUCGUUCUCUAUUUAUAUAUUUGUUUAAAAUUCUGUCAUGUUAUUACAAAUUCAUAUUGAUGACAAUGUCUAGCAAUGUUAUUAUCAUGAUCAUGGCUAUACUAUUACUAUACUCUUAUUUAUAUCAAGUAAAUAAUGUAAAGUAGGCACACUCGUGUUGGAUCUGGCGUGGAUUUACUACAUGUGUAACUAACAAUAUCUACAAUCGUUGACAGCUGACGUUUUCGCAGGUGCAUGAAUACUAGUCUCGUUCUCAAGCUUUACUCAUUCAUGGUAAAAUUCAACGCCGACCGUCUCUGCACAGAAAGAUUAUUGUGAGGUUGCGGUUAUUAGGUUUAAUAAUAUUUUGUAUAUAUAAAGUAUUACAUUACAAUAUGAUUAAAGUCUUGAACAUUUGAGUACCAACUAGCUCAGAGGCUUCUCAUCGAAGUGAUUCUGAAGCUGUGAAGUUCAGCUGUUGUUAGCAACUCACGAUCACCAGCAUGAAGCGUGAAUAAAAUCACCCAAUUUCAAUAAAAUAAACACUUAUUUUCGUUCAUUACUGCCUACGCGGCAUAUGCGCAAA